AUGCCCGCCCCCAAGCCCAAAGCCGACUUUGAUUGGUUGGUGUAUGACAGCAAGAAGAACCCUGGUACGUGUCGUGUCCUCGUUGCUCUACUCCCGUCGUGGUUUGCCUCCAAAGUGCGCCUCCCGCUAAGUGAGCCAUCUCUUAUGCAAUUUGCAGUCAACGGCCAUGUGCAGUCCGUAUUUUCCAUCCAGACAGGCCAGUGGUCGACUCCCGCUUUCGUCGAAAGCCCGCUACUCUCCGUACACGGACUCGCACCCGGUCUCAACUACGGCCAGCACAUCUUUGAGGGCCUCAAGGCAUUUCGGCGGCCGGAUGACGAGAUAGCCGUGUUUCGACCUGGCGAUCACGCGGCGCGCUUUCAGCGCUCGGCUGCCUUUCUCGAGAUGCCCGAGGUCCCCAAGAGCCUGUUUCUGCAGUGUGUCGACCUGGCCGUCCGCCGGAACGCCGAAUACGUCCCUCCUCACGACGUGGUUGGCGGCUCGUUGUACAUCAGGCCCCUCGAGUUCGCGUCCAGCGUACAGAUCGGGCUGGAUCCGCCAGACGAAUACACGUUCUGCGUCUACGUCCAGCCGCAUUUCGGACUCCACGCCGUCUCCAGCCUGAAAGCCCUGGUCGCGGACGAUUACGAUCGCGUUGCGACGAGGGGUGCCGGCAAGGCCAAGAUGGGCGGAAACUACGCCUGCAUCCCCAAGUGGUCUCGUCUCGCCAAGGAGGAGGGGUUCAACCUUCUGCUGCACCUGGACAGCAGCACGCAGACCAAGAUUGAGGAGUUUUCCACGUCGGGGUUCGUCGGUAUACGCGACGACGGCGAGGGGUCGGUGACGGCUCUGGUCUCGGACAGCGAGACGGUCCUCGACAGCAUCACGGUGGACUCGAUGGCACUUCUCGCGACAUCGUUCGGGUGGGGGGUCGAGAGACGGUCGAUCAACUUUGCCGAACUCGCCACCAUCACCGAGGCCAUGGCUGCGGGCACAGCGUCGGGGGUCUUAUCGGUGAGCAACAUCUACCGAAAAGCAACUGGGGAGAGGUUCGAUCUCGUUUCUGGCGGCCCUUGCUACGCCAGAAUAUCCGGUGCACUGAGGAGGAUACAGAGGGGGGUUGAACAAGACCGUUUCGGGUGGUGCAGAGUGGUGGAAAUGAAGUAG
This is a messenger RNA of Colletotrichum higginsianum IMI 349063, 1146 nucleotides long. RefSeq names its product Branched-chain-amino-acid aminotransferase. The record is from RefSeq and is a predicted model, not a curated record. Gene Ontology annotation, molecular function: branched-chain-amino-acid:2-oxoglutarate transaminase activity. NCBI's taxonomy places the organism in Eukaryota, Fungi, Ascomycota, Sordariomycetes, Glomerellales, Glomerellaceae. Gene Ontology annotation, biological process: branched-chain amino acid metabolic process. The transcript is spliced from 3 exons. Bases 1 to 1146 code for a protein of 381 amino acids.